Messenger RNA from Macrobrachium nipponense, 1007 nucleotides. Its product is annotated as zwei Ig domain protein zig-8-like. The coding region runs from base 112 to 912 and encodes 266 amino acids. Gene Ontology annotation, biological process: synapse organization. Gene Ontology annotation, cellular component: neuron projection membrane. The record is from RefSeq and is a predicted model, not a curated record. The transcript is spliced from 9 exons. Lineage: Eukaryota; Metazoa; Arthropoda; Malacostraca; Decapoda; Palaemonidae.
GGGAGGACGUACCAGGUCGGCGCUCUCCUUGCACCUCGUGUGGCUUCCCCUUGGACUUACUCAACCUUCUCGAAAACGUAACUAAUCAGCCGGAAUUAAUAGUGGACAAGAAUGAAGCCCCGAGCUUCCUCGUCGUUUUUCAAUCUCCUGACUGCUUUGGCCAUAGUCGUAUCGUCGUCCGUAGCCCCCGUGACAGACACUGGGCAGGAAAUCAAGAUACCGAGAACGAAAGAAGACCAUCUUGAGGACACACCCAAUACCAUGGAGCCAUUUUGGAAGGGACCCAGGGUAGACACCCUGCACUCAGGAAACGUGUCCACGGUCCUGGGAAGAACGGCUUCUUUGAGAUGUCGAGUUCUGGAUCGAGGAAAUAAAACAGUAUCGUGGAUUCGCCAUCGAGAUUUGCAUCUGCUGACUGUCGACCAGUAUACUUAUACUUCAGACCAGAGGUUUCAGGCAAUAUAUGAACCCUCAACUGGCGACUGGGUUUUGCUAAUUGGAUCAGUGCAGUCACGUGACCGAGGUGUCUACGAAUGUCAAAUUGGAACAACUCCGCCGAUCAGCCAUUUCGUCACAUUACACAUAAUGGAACCACGAACAGAGAUUCUGGGCGGAGACGAUUUGCACAUAAACCUGGGAUCUACCAUCAACCUCACGUGUUUGGUCAUGUACCACGCUCGCUCUCCAUACACCCUCGUAUGGUUGCAUAAAGGAAAGGAAGUGCAUUACAAUUCCGCCAGAGGAGGAGUUACAGUUCUCACAGAGGCUGGUGAGGUGACCAGAUCUGCCCUCCUAAUUCAAAAAGCGACGUUAGAGGAUGCUGGUAACUAUACCUGUAAGCCCAAGGGAGCAGCUCCUGCCACGGCGAGAGUGCACGUGCUUCAUGGUAAUCAUGCUAUGAAACAAUGUUAAAGAAGUACUAUCUUGCAUCAUUUCACGUAAAAGAGCCAUAAAGAUUAUCUCCUCCAGGUGCAUUGUUUUACCAGGUCACCAUUUUUCACAGCUUU